AUAAUAUUACGUUUUAAAAUGAUAAGCUAUAUUGUUUUAUUUUCAACUGGUAUAAUAUUGGAUAUAAAUAUUAUGAAUUAUUAAAAUAAUGAAUAAUAUUUCUAUUUUUUUAUUUCUAUGGGUUAUUGCUGGGGAAUACCCUAGCGUGUUUUAAAAAUUUCCCAAUCUUUAAUUUUGUUAAAUUGGGUCUAUUUCUUUCAUUGCUUGUAUUAUAUGGUUAUAAUUAAACAUGGCAGUUGAGCAGGACCCCAAAGUACAGAUUGAGCAAUCAAUUGAAGCUGGAACAAAGUUCUGCAACAUUUUCUACGAACAUUUCGACAAAACAAGACAUAGAAUUGGUAAAAUGUACCACGAUACGGCACAGCUCGUUUGGGAGGGAAAUGGAGUAGUUGGAAAAGCCAACAUUGAAAAAUAUUUGCAAGACCUUCCUGGUUGUUUUCACCGACUCGAUUGGUUCGAUUGUCAACCAAUUCUGUCACAGUUCACUAGCGGGAAAGAGACCAUUGUCGUGGCAACGGGCGGGACCGUGAAAUAUGACUCACAUCCCAUGAGAGGAUUUAUGCAAAACUUUAUGCUCACAAAUGUUGACGGAACCUGGAAAAUUAUUACGGACUCUUUCAGAUUGCAGAAAACGUUUGUGCAAUCUUAGACCGGCUUGAUUUGCUUUAAAAAAAAGGCAAUUUUUAAAGUAAAUACAAGAGAAAAUGUGAAACUCUAAAAUCUCUCCAUAACUUUUCUUUUAUACUGCAUAACUUGGCUGUGCAAGCUUGAACAUUUAGGCCUGCUGGCUUUGCAAAAAGAAAAACCUUGAGGGUAUUACAAAUAAAAAUGUUAUACUUUGGACAG
Molecule: messenger RNA, 846 nt
Organism: Ciona intestinalis (vase tunicate)
Lineage: Eukaryota; Metazoa; Chordata; Ascidiacea; Phlebobranchia; Cionidae
Source: RefSeq, a predicted model, not a curated record